UGCCGCAACUGCGAUUACCAGCAAGAGGCCGACAACAGCUGCAUCUACGUCAACAAGAUCACCCACGAGGUCGACGAGCUGACGCAGAUCAUCGCUGACGUCUCGCAGGACCCCACCCUGCCCCGCACCGAGGACCACCCCUGCCAGAAGUGA
Molecule: messenger RNA, 153 nt
Organism: Pterocles gutturalis (yellow-throated sandgrouse)
Lineage: Eukaryota; Metazoa; Chordata; Aves; Pterocliformes; Pteroclidae
Gene: POLR2I
Product: polymerase (RNA) II (DNA directed) polypeptide I, 14.5kDa
Exons: 2
Biological process (GO): transcription-coupled nucleotide-excision repair; transcription initiation at RNA polymerase II promoter; DNA-templated transcription
Cellular component (GO): RNA polymerase II, core complex
Molecular function (GO): DNA-directed RNA polymerase activity
Source: RefSeq, a predicted model, not a curated record